UUAUCUCUAACAAGCCUUGAGAAAAAGCCCUUUCGCUCGUGUUUUCUUUUUUUCCAUUACGCUUUUGAAACUUCAUCCGUUAUCGAGGCUAGCUGCGGCUACCAUCGACGAGGGAGUGAAUUUGUAGUCCGCCGCGUCGUGCAUCUUUUGUGAGCCGUGGAACGAGCAUUACACCAAUCUGUGACCACUGUGUGCGUGUGUGUGAGCAGCCCUUUCCGUCGCUCGCAUCACCUGCGCGAGAGCGCAGCGGCGUGGUGGUGAAAUUGGGGUGCUUGGUUGCGCGCGCGUGUGUGUGAGUGUACUCGUCGAGACGUCAUGGGCCUGUCGUAGUUGAAGGCAGGCUCCUGCGCUAUGAUGGCCGGUGUGUUCGACUUGGAGCUGCACGACGCCGAGAAUGACAAGAACGACGAAUCCAGCGACGACGCCAUCGAAGUGGACGAGCAGAGCCUUUCGGUGGAGCCCAAUAUCAACUCCAUAUUAGAAUUGCAGGAUGUGGAAAAGAUUCAGCUGUCAGAGGACACAGUCAACCCCAACCAGGAGAAGACUGGCCCCAAGGACUUUGAGCUGCUCAAGGUGCUCGGCAAAGGUGGCUAUGGAAAGGUUUUCCAAGUCCGCAAGCUCACAGGAAAAGAUGGAGGUCGCAUCUUUGCCAUGAAGGUGCUCAAAAAGGCCACCAUUGUCCGGAACCAGAAGGACACUGCACACACAAAGGCUGAACGCAACAUUCUGGAAGUAGUCAAGCACCCAUUCAUAGUGGACCUCAUCUACGCCUUCCAAACGGGCGGCAAGCUCUACCUGAUCCUGGACUACCUGAGUGGCGGAGAGCUCUUCAUGCACCUAGAGCGUGAGGGCAUCUUCUUGGAGGACACUGCUAGCUUCUACCUGUCUGAGAUAGUGCUUGCAUUGGAGCACCUUCAUCGUGAAGGCAUCAUCUACAGGGACCUUAAACCAGAAAAUGUCCUGCUCGAUGCACAGGGCCACGUGAAACUGACAGACUUUGGACUUUGCAAAGAGUCAAUCCAGGACGGUGCCAUGACGCACACGUUUUGUGGGACGAUAGAAUACAUGGCUCCGGAAAUCCUUACAAGGACGGGUCAUGCCAAGGCAGUCGAUUGGUGGAGUCUAGGUGCUCUCAUGUACGACAUGCUCACAGGAGCGCCUCCAUACACAGCGGAGAACAGGAAAAAGACAAUAGAAAAAAUCUUGCGCUGUCGGCUCAAUCUGCCUCCUUACCUGACACCCGAUGCAAGGGAUCUCUUAAGAAAACUGCUGAGGCGCAAUGUACUCCAGCGGCUGGGCAGUGGACCUAACGAUGCGCGUGACAUCAAGGUGCACCCGUUCUUCCGGCACGUCAACUGGGAGGAUGUGCUGGCAAGGCGCGUGGAACCCCCCAUCAAGCCACAGCUGCUGAACGAUGAGGACGUGUCGCAGUUUGACACCAAGUUCACAAAGCAGACGCCCAUCGACAGUCCAGAUGAUGGAAUGCUUUCGGACAGCGUCAAUCAGGUGUUUGUGGGCUUCACGUAUGUGGCCCCCUCCGUGCUAGAGGAGCUCCACCGGCCCAUGGUGAUAAAGGCACGCUCACCACGCAAGAUCACCAACAGUCCCCGGGCGCCUUUCAGCCCAGUGUCAAAGCGUCCCCAGCCGCACUUUGGCUUCAGCCCCUCACCGCUGGUGACGGGUAGCAGCGGGGUCAGUGGGCGGCGAAACGGUGGAGUGGUGCCUUCCUCGCCGGACGAGCAGAUGGACACGACGAGUGGACCUCCCCUGGCCCCCACGGUGGUCAGCGCGCCUCCUCCGCGGUCACCAGCCAUCCCGACGCGGAGCAAGGUGCCACCUCCGCCUCGACCCAAGGCACGUGGUGACCAUGCUGUUCCUUCCCUGCCGCGUCGUCUACUUGGAUAUCUGGGUGGACCUUUCCGUUGAGGGAACACCGGUUCAGGGGAACACUGUAGCAGCCCAAUACCCCUGUCACAGCGGCACCCACUCAGUGAUAAGUGAAUUCGUAAUGUAACUAACAAUGCAGUUAAAAAGGCAAUGACGAAGAUGAGUUGCACAAACGAGAGCUGACUUUGCACUAGUGAUGCAUUACCCAUCUGCGUAGAGCAUACACAAUGACGAGGUACGAAAGGAAGGAAGCCAUGCAGAGUUCUCUGUCCCUGUGCCUUUCUUCUGUAGCAAGCAUAUCUGUGCACGCUUUGCAGAGAUCAUGAAUUACCAACUUACCCAAGCCUCCACCCUAACAAGUUGCAUUACUCGCCUCCAUCCUUGCCUUUACUGCACUCUUGGUUAUGCCAUGGCUCCAAACCAUUUUGCCCAGUUUUUCUCUAAGUCACUGAACAUCAAACUCGAUGGCUAUCGGAGAUUGUUGCAACGCUCAGUGAUAGCCAGGCUACUCUCAGCUAUGGUUAUUCAGUAUUCUGUGGAUUUUGUCCUGUCUGCAAGGCUGUUCGCAAAACUGUCUUGACUUAGAGGGGGGGAGGGGGGGGGAAGAAAAUAGGCUCAAAGACACUGCCUUCUCUGGAGCUUAGUACACUGUAGUAAAGUUUGCUGCAUAAUUUUGAGUUACAUUCCAUGUUGUUGAAAUCGAUGCUGCGUAUUUGGAUGCAGUAUUAUCAGUCCUUGGUGGAGAUUCUCAAGGGGCACUGAAAAGUGUGGUCACCAGCCCCACACCUGGUGAUCGAGAGUUAAUCAACACCUCUAUCUGCAAGGUCCAAAUAACAGAUAGCAUGUGUUUUAAGACUGCAUUGUUUAUCAGAAGCUGGUUUAUCAUAGAUUAGUGUGCACCGCUUUCAGACAUCAGUAGCAAUGUUUGUGAACUAACAGUAAUAAAAGCCCGAUGUUUCGGACUUCCUAGUGGCUGCGAAAACAUCCGAAAAAUCGGGCAGUCCAAAAAAAUGAAUGCAUGCCUUUUACUACCCCAAGGGCUCAAACCGCCACAGACACGCCCGAAAUAGCUCUCAAGGCCUGCCAGUAGAAUUAUAAGUCGUAUCGUUGCUCGUACUGUGAUAGGAGACUGCGGGUGCACGUGUGUAUAGUUAAUAAAUACAUACCGUGUCCCGCGACAAUUGCCCCUUCCCUCUCUUGGUAUGCCUCAACACGUAACACUGCUGUGUUAAGGUGAAGCUGACUUUCAGGAACCAGCAUUUUGCAACGCGGCCCAGCUUUCCGAGCUUUGAAGGCAUUGGCGAGCGUUACAAAGGCAGAGUUGGCGCUAUUGCUAACAGAGGCGAAUUGUUUUAAUGAGAAACACGGUACUGAACAGCAAGCAGCUUGGUAGCGAACGUCGAAGCAGCUAGGCCUAGCGUUGUACUUGGGGUGGCUAUGGCUGUGAGCAGAUCUGCAUGCGGGAGCGCCGGUUUGAGGCGAUGAUAUGAUCAAAAUGGCGGCGGUGAUGGCUUCAAUUAAUGCCGUUUCGGACCUGCGGUCAUGGAAAAUAGUCUGGAAAAUCGGACGGCAUCCAAAAUUUCAGACGUUCUUAUACAUUGACUCUAUGGCGGUACGUGGUGGUGCCGCGAAGGCAUGCGAAUCAUCGGGCAUGUCCGAAAAAUCUGACAGCCGGAAAAUCGGCCGUUGACUAUAUAUUGCAAGUUAUCUUGCAGGUAAUCGGUAGUUGAUGAGGCAAUGCUUUUUUAUUUGAGAAGUUCCCUGUACCGUCAAACUACCAUACAACGAAGGUCGUACUUGCAGUGAGAAAAUGUGUUAAAUUGGGAUUAUCACUAAUUGAGGUUUCCUUGUUUCAGCAGUAAAAAUUAACUUUGCAGGUUUCUAGAAAUCUCAUGGUGAAUAGCAUCUUGUCAGUAAGCAGUAAUAUUGAACAGAAGCUCCUAGAAACUUAACCAUUGAUUACAUAGUCAAAAGCACUAGUGGGCGUGGUAAAUAUCAAGAGCUCCGCGUGGACUGCAUCUACUCCUACUGGUUGCUGUCACAUGGCGCCCUGCAUAAAUGGGCUCAGUGCCCAUCAUUGUGGCACACCACAGGUGACACCCAGACAAUGCGCAUUUUCUUUGUCCUUGCCAAGCCAUUGGUAAGCUCUCUUCUAUUUGGCGAAUGGCAUGAGCGGGGCAUUGUGUCCUGUGCAUUCACCGUAUCUAUAUGCGUUAUGUCCUUAGCUAGACUGUGAAUGCUUUUUUUUUUUUUUUGCCAUCCCGGAAACAUUUGCAUGUGUAAGCAGGUGCAAAAACAAUGAAUUCACUCUUUGGCAGUGUAAUUGCUUUCUCUUGCUUGUUGCAAAGGCUUCGGGCACAUGCAUGCAAUGUACAAUAUUUGUCAGAAAUGUGCCUUCGACCGUCUGACCCACUGCAGUCUGUAUAGAGAGUUUCCUUGAAAUGCCAUAACCCUCCAACACCCUCGGGAAUGAAAGGAAUCUCGUGCAUGUUAUUCAGGUGUCUGGAUUGGCGGGCGCACAACAGGUAGUGCUCCACACAGUCAAACAGCAUACCUACUGUAUAUGGUGAACAUGCGGAGUAGCCCAUAUAUUUUUGCAGAAGGCUGUACUGUCGCGCUCAGUAUGAGUUGCAACACGGGAGCUCGUGGCCCCAAGGUUCUCUGAGACUGCACGGCACUGCCGGCACAUGAAAAAUUGCUUAACUAAAUGUUGUUACUGGUAGCACCUCGUUUCCGAGAAAAAUGGCAGAAAAAUGACAUCUGCCAUUUUUCUUGGUGAAAGUAAAAGUGGUUGGUGGAUGUAUACCGUAUUGCAACUUGCAUUGUGCGUGAUGUAUGCAUGGACUUUGCUAAAUGAAAACGGUGGAAGAAAAUCACCCUGCUAGUUUGCUGGAAAACGUACAUGGUACUCAAUAGAAUGGAAGAUAGGAAAUGAAAAAAGAAAGUUUAAUAUAAUGUGGAUCUCAUUAAACCAAGGAUUAUAGUAUUGAGGUUCAACUGCGCAUCGUUUUCUUUUAGUCCAAGGAACGUUCGUAAAAACAACUUCAUAAUUCAGAUGCUGAUGACACCACUCUGUUUAUUUUACUGGGGCAGUUGAUUCUCAAUGAUCGCUGAAAUGCAGAGUGCCUAGACUCAUUCUGCUGGUGGGUGCUCAAUUGUUGAAACAGCCUUCACAGCAGCUGUGCACACUGACUUUAUUCCGCUUUCUUUUGACAGUGAAGUCAGGGAGCACACUGGAAGUACCGAUGUGACAGGGGUAGUAUUACAGUCGAACCCGGAAUACCGAACCCUCAUCUAACAAGUUAUUGUGUAUAACGAAGAGCAGUAAAAUCCCCUUGAAAUUUUUUGUAUAGAAUUUUUAUUUUAUAUAUCGAAUUACCUUUUUAUCAAACUUUUUGUGAUCCCCUUCAGAUUCGAUAUAUCUAGGUUCGACUGUAUGUUGCCUUUGCACAGUUGGGCAGGGCUUUGCCUUCUGCCUGCGUUACGGCAACUACGUCUGAGGCAUCUGACGACUUUGUUAUUGGCGCUGUCGCUCUCUGCUGCUGCUACACUGUACAGCUGGCGUGCAGUGGGCGUGGCAGAUGCCUCAGUUACUUCAUGCAUUUGAUGCAUGGGCACUGCUUGCACAGUGCAUUCAGUGGCUGGGACGUGCGAAAACUGAAGCAACUCGCGGUUUAAGUAGAGACAAGAGGCACUUGCCUCUUGUCUCUACUGCAGUGCAUGUGAAUACACAAAAUGGAUCCUUGAGACCUCCAGCACCCCCCCCCCCCUUCCCUGGUGGUACGUACCACUGUGCUACUACCGACCAUCCUGUCGCUCGCCAAAAGCGACGUAGAGCUUUGAUUGCAGAUGUUGCGGUGUGCUUGUGCCAGAAGUUACACCAUAGAUUUUAAGGAAGGGCUUGACGACCAGUGGAUGGGGCCCUCGCUUUUCUGGACACAAAUCCUUGUCCAGUCUGUUCCCACUCAGUCUCACAUGGUCACACUCUGCGAUCUCUUGAAAUGUGCCAUUUAAAAAGCUAUCAGGGCUGAUGUUUCUGCUGCGAUUUUAUCCCAUCUUGCAUAUCACGUUUUAGGCCAGUUGAACGAUCUCUGACAUUGAUGCAGGUAGAACCUAUCUCAGCCCUUCUUUUUUCUUUUUUUAAUGGCUACAUUUUCCUUCUACUUGUCAUAUUCAUGCCCAGUUCUCAGAUUUGCACAUCCUUGUGGAAUGCUGCACAGAAGAAAAGAUGAGAAUGAGCAGAGGAGUGUAGCCUGUUGCAUUUGGUGGGGCUUGAGUAAUUCACAAGGUGGAGUUAAGCCACUAGGAUAGGUGUAGAGAGUACUGGACCAUUAUUCUUGCAGGUGUAUAAGUGCUUCCACCUGAUGUGAGCUCUUUAUAGAAAAGGUGCUAUGAAACGAAAAUUGAGUCGAGGCUUUGUCUGGUGUCUCCUCUCAUUGCAGUUCCUUUUCGUUUUGUUCUUCUGCAUUUGGUUAUUUGUCCUUAGUGGCAUUGACAAACUAGACAUAAAACAAAGAAAAAAGAAACGCAAGCUACCAACUGCAAAGUAGUACGAGCUUUGUUAUGAGCCUACUGUGAGUUGGCUGUGACACUUGUUCGUGUAUCUUCAGACCCAAUUAGCCAUGGCAUUAACGGCCAACUUGCCCAGUAAAAUAUGGUAGGUCACAAGUAGUGUUUGCUUUGCUGCUGGGCCACUUCUAGCAACUUCUUCCUCUUUCAUUACAAGAGGCACCAUGAACAUCACUUCGCAAUGUUCAUCGGGCAAUGUUACAACUUAGCAGUUCCCACACAUGCAUAAAGGCCGUCCGGCCUUACAGCCACUUUUUGUAAUGGAGUGCUUUUCGUUAGGAGGCUAAAAGGGCCCCACACCACCACAUGCUCUUCCAUUGGAAGCAGUGUCGAGACUGAUUGCUGGCUUUGCUGUAAUGGACAACUGCUGCUUCAACAGUACGCUGCUUCACCAGUACGAUGAUUAAUUAGCAACUCGCCCAACUUUCCACAUUACUGAACUAUCAAUAUGCACAGCACAUGCAGCAACACCUCAUUAAUACCGAAAUGCCUAAUGUAUCAUUUGGUACCUCAAAAUACUGAUUUGAGCAUGAGAAAGGUUACACAAAACACAUAGCAGUGUUCUCAAUGCAAACACAUUUACAACUCAAAAAAACAUUACCGUACAUUGCUUUUCUGGUACAAAUGUACUCUGUGACCAGAAAUAAAGGUCAACAAGUUCUCGUAAUGUUCAUUGGUGUGGAAUCAUAUGUGGCCUUUGUUAGGUUAAAACACAUUUAAUUAGGGAAGACAUGCUGCGAGUGCUUGCUUGGUAGCGAAGACUAGGCAUAGUGGAUUUCCACUUACUUCACUCUGGCUAAUUUGAUCUCCCACCUAAUGCAAUCUUGUCUGAAGGCUCGAGCUGUUGCUGGGCAUUAUGGGCCGAGCCUCCAUUAUUUCAAUUUCAGUUGUGAUCGUGUGCCAUUAGAUUCCACUGUUAAAAUACUCAUUAAUGGGACCUGAAUGCACCAAUUCUGAAGUCCCCUUAUGUGCACGUGCCGAACCAGUUGGAUUCACAAAGGCAAUAUAGUGCAGGCGUACUUGUAGCAGGUUAGACCCUUCAAACCAAGGCUUUGUUUCUUAAAAUAGAGCAAGUGUAAUUAGGUUACUUUGCAUCGUUGUGCUUUUGUCGUUGCACUGAGUUCCACUUUGGCUUCUUCGCAAACCUGUACUUGCUCCACACGUUUUGCCUGUAUGUACUUCCUUAGGCCUACAAAGCUAACUUCACUUAUUCCAAGUAGUAUCAUCAUUUGUCACAAUUGCAGUGCACUGAAGGGGACACAAAAGUAUGGAACAAGUGUUUCACCUUAAUUUUUUUUAAAGCAGGGAAAAAUAACACAGAGGUGCAUUUGCACGUUGACACUUUCUAGGACCAUCCACGAAACGAACAGUAUAUCACAAUGCUUAUGAACAGAAAACGAUGCAGCUGCUCUACGUAAUACUGGUGGCAUCUCAGGGUCACAAGAGGCAGGGUGACUGAUUUCGGGUGAAAUGCAAAGAAAUGUCGAUGAUGGGCAAGGGCAUCAGUUAGCAAGGACUCGUAUUCAUCUCAAACCACUGUCAUUUAUCUUUUUGCAGGUGUAUUUUCCCAGGGGCCAAGCGAUAGAUGGAUGUCCUUGAGGCGACUAAUAUGGUCAGGGUUUGCACGAUACGCGUGCUGCAGUCGUUGAUCGGGACGGAGUUGCAUGCAACAGUGUUCAAGUUGCGGUUCAGUUGUGGUCGUUUCAGCACGACAUUCAACCAGCUGAAGUGAAGCCUUGUCCGGGGCUGCUGUGGUAAAAAUUCGAGGCCCUCUUGACUGAAGCUGCAGAGAUCAAGCAGGGAUCAAAGCACGACUCUGUUUGCAGGCUCGAGGAGGCAAUGUCACACUUCCAGGGCAUUUCGUCAUUUCAAAAAAGAGCAGGGGCAUGCCUGGAACAGGGCCCUGCACCAGGCUAGUUGGGUAAAUGUCUUCGAACGGUGACAUCGCAAGCGAGUGGCAGCAUGAAUUCGCCAGUGCCUGUCGUGUGAUCACUGUGUCAUCUUUCAAACGGUUAUGCACCAUUUCAUAUGUGGCAAGCAGUGCUCGAAGAUACACAAGUAGUGCGGUCGUAGAAGUCUCACUCUGCACGUGUCGCGGUGCAUUUUUUGAUCGGCAAUGCCUUCUGUGGUGGAAUAACUAGUCUGUACAUUACAACUACAACUCAAAGAUGUCAGGUUACAUCAAAUCGCACAUUGAUUACGCACCUUUGCGCUUCGACCAAGGUGACUUUCUGUAGCCACUAGUCGCAGAAAUGUGUCAUUCCGCUUGUUCGGUGAUAAAUACGUUCAGAUCUGCGAUGUCUUCCAUGCGAUAAUUAUAAGCAUUUUAUGGACAACUAUCUGGUCAGGUAAAAGUAUGAUUGAAAGACUGGGUCACUGAAUUAAUCAAAACAAAAAAACUUAUUGACAAGUUUCAUAUGGAACUGGUAUGGAGCUGUCUCAUUGAAGUCGUUUUGUACGGAACCAUCGUGAACCUGAAAUGUCGACAAUUUCUUUGUAUUGACUUUGUCAGUGACCUUAUCCUUUCGUCAUAUGUUAUAUUUUGUGACAUAGAAGUGUGUGACAAUGUUACAUCUUAUGAUAUAUAGCUAUACGACUAAUUGAAGCACAAGGCAGACUACAAAGACGAUAGGACAUGUGACGCAGUAUUUUUCGGUUGAAAAUGCGAGCAGUGAGACUCUAGGCUCCGUAGCUUUCUCUGCUGUUUAUGAAAUGGAGUUAUAGUGUUUGAAGAGAGACAUGCCUAGUCCUCGCAGAGAAGGUUGCUUGCUUGCCCAUGGACCAAGACGUGCCUUCCUGUGUGACCACACUUUUGAUGCUGCUUCGCAGAAAACUGCAGCUUGUCACAAACAAAAGGAUUGUGUUCAAAGAUAGGUUUCAAAUGACUGUUUAACAUCUACAUUAAUGGCCGUGAUGCAGCUAGCAUGCAAAUCUGCCCUUCGCCAAACGAAGAAAACUUGUGUAUGAUUGGCAGGCUGUAAAUAAAAGUUUGUUUCUGAU
Molecule: messenger RNA, 9456 nt
Organism: Dermacentor silvarum
Lineage: Eukaryota; Metazoa; Arthropoda; Arachnida; Ixodida; Ixodidae
Gene: S6k
Product: ribosomal protein S6 kinase beta-1-like
Exons: 15
Coding region: 352-1926 (524 amino acids)
Biological process (GO): signal transduction; protein phosphorylation
Molecular function (GO): protein serine/threonine kinase activity; ATP binding
Source: RefSeq, a predicted model, not a curated record